GGCCGGGAGUUGCAAAGGGAGUAAGGAAGUAGCUUCCAGUCCUUUUGUUACUUAGGUGUGGAAAGUUGGGGUUUUCCUUUUAAUUUAGUUCUAGGAAGUCAGCAUGAAUUGGCCUUAGGUUCCCUGCCCCCAGACCCUAUUCUCCUGUCUCCCUUUUGCCUGAAGAUAACUCUCCAAGUGCCUCCAUCAUCCGAUGUAGUACCUUGAUUACUUCCAUUGAAAGCGAUUUGCUCAAAAAUAAGCCAUUAGGCCCAGUGGCAAUCAUUCAUUCAUUGUUUUCCCCCAAGAUUCUUAUUGGUCACUUACUAUGUGCUGAGCAUGAUUCUCAGAGAUGGGGAUGCAAAGGUGAACAAAAUUGCACUGGUCUCUCUUAUGGAGCUUACAUUCCAAUGGAGUAGAUGGAAAGGAAACAACUAAAUCCAGGAAAAUAUACUUUCAGGUAGAGUGCAGUACUAUGAAGAAAAAUAGAAUAGGAUAGAGGAUUAAAAGGUGGGGUAGUGGAGGCAGGGUAUCUUAGGAUGGUCAGGGAAGUCCCUCUAAGAAGGUGAAUGAGAACAGAAACCUGAAUUAAGCAAGGGUGAGCCACCUAGAGAUGUGGAAGAGCAAUACAGGCCAGGAGGUUCCACAAGGACAUAGGUGGGAGCAAUCUUGGUUUAAGGGCCAACAAGGACAUAAAUGUGAUUAGAAUGAGCAAAGGGAGUGUGGCUGAAGAGGCUGGCAGCUAGGCAGUGGGCAAUCUUGCAGCAAGGAGUGGGGAUUCUAUGCAAGGACAGUAGGGAGCCAUGGGAUGGGGACACCUAGAGGUCCCAUUCAUGAAUCCAGGGCAUUCAUUUCCCCUUUCUGAAGGAACGGAAGAUUCUACCACCAUUUCUACAAGAUUCUACAGCCAGGCUUGGUGGCUCACACUUAUAAUCCCACCACUUUGAGAAACUGAGGCAGGCAGAUCACUUGAGGUCAGGAGUUCAAGACCAGCCUGGCCAAUAUGGCAAAACCCUGUCUCUACCAAAAAUACAAAAACUUAGCCGGGCAUGGUGGCGCAUGCCUGUAAUCCUAGCUACUCGGGAGACUAAGGCAGGAGACUCGCUUGAACCCAGGAGGCGGAGGUUGCAGAGAGCUGAGAUCCUGCCACUGCACUACAGCCUGGGCAACACAGUGAGGCUGUCUCCAAAAAAAAAGAUCCUACACACCAGCUAGUAGUUCCUGGAUGUCCAAGGGCAAAGGUCAUUGUAAUAAAUCAAGGAGUAAAAAGUUUUUUAAGUCGUGACCUCAUUCUCAAUGGAAUUACCUGUUGAGGAAAUAAUAAGAUAUUUGAUUUCAUAAAGCACUCUCAGGAGACCUUCCACGGCGACCGUGCUGAAGCUACCACCGAAGAGUCCCCAUAAUGCAUGACACCCCCUCUUCCUAACCCCCCUCCACACAAACAUACAUUCAGAAAAGGACUGGACAGGGAGAAACUCCUUUACACAUGGGUGCUGGAGUUUAGAAUUGACACCCUCACCAUUAAUAUUUCCUAAUUCCUCAUACAAUGGAAUUUUUAGAAUAGAUUUUAUAAUAAAUCUAAAUAAUUACUUAUAAUAAAAUGUAGACCGAACAGACAGAAACACAAGGCUGUGGCUUUUAUUUUAUGGUUUGAAAAGUUCUAUGAGACAACAUUAAUUAGUAACAUUCCUCAAUGGACUGCAAUGUAGUUUAUUAUAAAUGGUAAUUUAGAGAUAAUGGUAUGAACGUGUUAAGUUCCAAGCAACCCAUCUAAAAGUGAAAGUGGAACUCAAUAUUGAUGGACAUUCUCCUCGAAGCCCUGAGUACAGCUUAUAUUUCACCCUAAAUUAUCUUUUUUAGCCUUUCAUAUUGAGACCAUUUAAGCAGCAUUUUAAAAUAGAUUACUAAAAGGGAAAGCAGACGAUAAAAUAUAUAAAGCAAGCAUUUUAGGCAAGAAUCCAGAUUAUGUAAUUCUAUAUGAUCAGAGAGAUAAUCACCUGGUUUCUGAGAGGACUCAUGCCUUCAGAUAAAAUAACAAUGGAUUACAUCUCUUCCUUCCCACCCCACCCUCUUUGGCAUGCUUUAAUUAGAAAGAUACUAGUGUAGAUUAAAGUCUUAGCCAUACUCAAUUCUUCCCUUGACCUGAAGAAAACCACAGCCAUAGAGAAUCUGGUGGGAUACAAAACAUUGUCAGUUUCAUCCAAGUACACCAGUGAGCUUAAAUAGAGCACCCAGGAGGUGCACUCUUUAUGCAAGAGAAAAAAGGUGACCCCUUACAUAUUGAUGAUUUGACUCACAUAAUGGUCUUACCUUCUGGAUCAGAGCCUUGAAGUGUCAAGCACAUCAUUUCCAUAUAGACAAGUAAUAUUUCCGUGCAGGAGAAGGCUAAGAUAAUCUUCCAGAUGUAAACCAAGGACCUGCUGUCUGGGGCUUUGCAUUUGUCAGUUGUGUAUUUAUGUGCGGGACACAGUAACUAUUGAAGCAAACCGAAUUCAAGCAAACUAAAAAGCAAAUCCUUGCAUAGUACUUAAAGUCCAAUGAGAUAAAAUGAUGGAUCGAAAGGAUUAUUUUUGCUUAAUGAAGCAUUCUGGGUUUUGAGUCUCAUUGGACUCAGUUUUUCAACAGGAUGUUUUGCUCAAGGGCUGGAAUUUGGAAAUUCCACAACAGCUAUAUAAUCAGUCAGCUCUGAUUAAUUUAAUUGAAACAGGACUCUUGAUGAAGCCCUGCUGUGCUUAUAAUUAAAAAUUUAGAAAGGGGUAGGGAAAGGGGUAGAUGAUGUGGGGAUUUCUUUUUCCUGUGAAAUUAGCUGAGUGUAUUAAUUCAGAAGGUAGGCAGUUGCCUCUGAUUGUAUGCUUCGGUAAUCUGAACCAUCUGCCUCUAUAUACUAAGGAGUUCACCACUUUAAUCCAGCUUACGGCCGACAAACCACUCUUCUCUAUCAGUAUGCCCUUGAAUAGAUGAGGCUGUGCAAAGUCCUUUGCUCUUAAAUGUAUUGCUGUCAUUGAGAAUAUUUGGAGGUUUUCUCUUGGGUUUGUUUGGAUUUUUUUUUUCAACUUUUGUCUGAAUUUUGGUUUUAUUUUUCUGGGGCAGAGAAAAUGGCUUUCCUUAUGAAAAGUAUGAUAAGUAACCAGGUAAAGAAUUUAGGAUUUGGUGGUGGGUCUGAAGAAAAUAAAGAAGAAGGAGGUGCAUCUGAUCCUGCAGCAGCUCAAGGGAUGACUAGAGAGGAGUAUGAGGAGUAUCAAAAGCAAAUGAUUGAGGAGAAGAUGGAAAGAGAUGCUGCAUUUACACAGAAAAAGGCAGAAAGGGCAUGCCUCAGAGUUCAUCUUAGAGAAAAAUACAGGCUCCCAAAGAGUGAAAUGGAUGAGAAUCAAAUCCAGAUGGCUGGAGAUGAUGUGGAUUUACCUGAAGAUCUCCGGAAAAUGGUAGAUGAAGAUCAAGAAGAGGAAGAAGAUAAAGAUUCUAUUCUUGGGCAGAUACAGAAUCUCCAGAACAUGGACUUGGAUACCAUAAAAGAAAAAGCCCAGGCCACCUUCACUGAAAUCAAGCAGACAGCGGAGCAGAAGUGUUCCGUGAUGUGAGGGGUGGGAGGGGUGGAGGGAGGGAACCAGCCAUCCUUGGAAAAGACCACUCACUUGUGGGACGUUUCAAGCAGUACAUGUUUUAAUGUAGUGAACACAGUUAGGAAAACCACGAUGAUCCAUUGACAGACAAUAAUUUGGUUGUUCUAAAUAUUCCUGGCAGAGCAUUUAGCUAACACCUUGCAGCAGGGACCUUACUUUCCUUUUAGUUAUAAAUGAGAUAAACUGGAAAAUUUCAGUAGUAAAUGAUGAUGCAGAACACAUAUCUGCUUAAAGACCUUGAGAUGAGCCAGGAAGAAACAAAAGCAAGGGGCAUUUCCUCUCCAACUUUCUUCCUUGGAGGCCAAGUUCUCACCCUGUCCAACUAUUCGCUGGACACCAGGUCCCUUCAGAGAGAAAUGUGGAGAGUCAAGGUGUCCACUGGGAGCCGGGUUUCCCACAGGGAGCUGAGUCUACAGACUCCAGGGCAAUCAAAGGUCACCACCCCCACCCCUCACCUCCAGGAUCCUUGAAUUUGUCAAUGAUACUCAUCAAGUUUGGUCCUUGGAUGCUUCUCAGCCAAGUGGCGGUAGCACGGAUGUGGUGAACAAUGACGAAUUGAGGCAGGGAAUAGACCUCACUAGCCCUUUGCAAUGGAGAUCAUCAUUCUAGUGGCCAUGUGAAGAAUGGAACCAAGGGAGGCACAAUUAGAGGCAGAGGGAAACCAGGCAGACGGCUGCUCUUUUUGAGUUGAGCUUAACUCUCCUUGUCUGAACUUGGUGAUAGCAAUGGGAACAAAGUGGGUAGACUAACAGAGAGCGUUAAGAAGUUAAAUCAAUCUCUCUCUGUCUCCUCCCAACCUCUCUCUCUCUCUCAUCCCCUUCUCUCCCUAUCUCUCUUUUUUUUUCUUCUCCUGUCCCUUCCCAUCCCACCCCUUUAGACUACCUUCCAGUAAAUCACACUGUCAUUUGGUGCCACAAGCUUUCAGGGUAGACACUGAUUUCCCCCCCCAAUAUCUGCUCUCUUUCAAAAGGAAUAAUUCAAAAGACUUAGGACAAUUACCACUGAAACACUUCGAGCUAUUUAGCUAAAGCCCACCAAACCAAAACAAAAUACUGAUUUUUUUUUUUUUUUUGGUGACUCUGUUCAUACAGUGAAUAAAGAUCUAUCAAAGGAAAAGGAAACUGAGACCGAAAACUUAGGGUCUAAGUUGUUCUAAACCCAGAGUUCUCAAAUGUGUUGUACAAGAAGUUUCAUGUAAUAAAAAUAAGCAAAUAAAACAAAUGAAUAGAGGUCCAAAACCUAUGGUCCUUGGCAAAGUUUAAUCUGUCUUGGAAAUUCCUGGGAGAACAUUGGUGCAAUGAUUGAGGCUGAUUAGCCUUCUAGUCCACAAACCCAGAUGCCAUGGGCACAUUUUAAAACCAUGCUUGUCUUUUAUCAGAAAUGGCAUGUGAGUUGUGAUUUGUUUUA
Pan troglodytes (chimpanzee) is the source of this 5006-nucleotide messenger RNA. RefSeq names its product complexin 4 (gene CPLX4). The transcript is spliced from 3 exons. Gene Ontology annotation, molecular function: syntaxin binding. Gene Ontology annotation, biological process: regulation of neurotransmitter secretion; neurotransmitter transport; synaptic vesicle exocytosis. NCBI's taxonomy places the organism in Eukaryota, Metazoa, Chordata, Mammalia, Primates, Hominidae. Gene Ontology annotation, cellular component: terminal bouton; SNARE complex. The record is from RefSeq and is a predicted model, not a curated record. Bases 3075 to 3557 code for a protein of 160 amino acids.